AGUCCAUGCUUUCCUCCUGGUCGUACCUUUUGGUCCACUCACUGAUGAAGACAAAGGAGAGUUAAAGACCAUCCAGAAGGUUUUCAGCUCACGAGUCAAUGACUUUGUCAUGGUCCUGUUUAGACAUGAUUGCAUUCCAUUUGAUGAAACUGCAGUUGACUUUGUGGAACAAAAUGCAGACACAAAGCAACUGAUCAAGAAAUGCGGAGGGCGGUAUAAAAUCUUUGACGCUUUGAAGAUUGAGAACGCCAAGCAGACGCUUGUAGCAGAAAUAGUCCAAAUGAUGGAUCAAAACAAGACAUGCUACACUCUGUACAUGUACAUGGAGGCUAAGCAUCAAUCAGAACUGGACGAAAAGAACAGAAGAAUCAAGGAUUUAGAGCAGAAAAUCAGCAACAUGUCACAAGGUGCUGAAAUGGAGCGCUCCAGCACAGAGUGCGUGAGGGUGGUGCUGAUUGGGAAAACUAGAAAUGGGAAGAGCGCCUCCGCAAACACUAUCCUGGGUAGAGUUGCAUUUGAGUCUGAAUCCAGCACUGACUCUGUGACAACGGUUUGCAAGAAGGCAGUCGGAAAAGUUGAUGGAAGAACAGUUGCUGUGGUGGACACCCCUGGCCUUUUUGACACAACAUUGUCUAAUAAAGAUGUUCAGCAAGAGAUAGUGAAAUGUGUUUCCCUGUCAGCUCCUGGACCCCAUGUAUUUAUCAUAGUAUUGAGUAUCGGGAGAAUCACGCAAGAGGAGCUGGACACUUUGGACCUCAUAGAGACAACCUUUGGUCCACGGGCAGGAAUGUUCUGCUUAGUUCUGUUUACUAGAGGAGAUGACUUGGAAAAUAAAUCAAUUCAAGAUUACAUUGGGAAAAGCACGAAUGCCAAACUGAAAAAACUGAUCAGAGAUUGUGGAGACAGACUCCAUGUCUUCAACAACAGAGGUAAAGAUGACCGCACACAGGUCACUGAGCUUCUUAAGAAGAUUAACGAAAUGGUGUCCACGAACAAGGGCUGUUUCUACACCAAUGAGAUGUUCCAGGAGGCAGAGGCAGCCAUUAAACAGAAACAGGAAGAAAUACUGAAGGAGAGAGAGAUGGAGAUUAAGGCUGACAUGGAGAAACUGAAGGUCAGCCAUGAAACAGCCAUGGAAAAGAUUAAGUCAAAGUUGGAAGAAGAGAGAUUGAAAGUUCAGGAGGAAAGAAAGCAGAGAGAAAACAUGUUGAGAGAGAGAGAGGAAGCUAUUAGAAAAGAGCAUGAAGAAAAGGAGAAAGCAGAGAAGGAAAAAAGAAAGUUGAAGGACAAGAAAAAGAAAGAAGAUGAAAAGUUGAAAAAAGAAAUAUGGGACACAGAAAAAGACAAGAUGGAAAAAGAGAUACAAUCUCAGAAAAAAAGGUUGGAAAACCAACAAAGAGAAAAGGAGAGAGAAUAUAAAAUUAGAAUGAAACAACAGAGAAAGGAAGAGAAAGACAAAGAAGAAUUGGUUAAAAAUCAAGAAAGGCAGUUUGCUGAACUGAAAAGGAAACAGGAUGAAGAAAUGGAAAAGAGAGAGAAAGAAGAGGAUGAGAGGAGGAAACAUGAAGAGAAAGAAAGACAAGAGUGGCAAAGCAAAAUAGAGGAAGCAGAGAAAGGUCAAACAGAACUCCAAGCGGUCAUGCGUAGAGAAAAAGAUGAAUGGGAGGAACAGUUGAAGAAAGAAAGAGAUAGACAGCAGGAAGAAGACAGGCUGAGGAGACAGAAGGAGGUAGAAACUCUUGGAGAACAAGAUAAAAAACAGAGGAGAUUGAGAGAGGAGUUUGAAAGAGAGAGGGAACAAGAGAGAAUAAAGAUGAAGGAAUUAGAAGAUCAGAGAGAAAAAGAGCAGAAAGAAAGAGAAAAAAUAGAAAAAGAUUUUGAAGAAAAGAGGAGAGAGUUGACAGACAAAAUUACAAUGCAGAAAGAUCAGUGGGAGAGAGAACAUAGAGAGGAACAGGAAAGAAGAUUUAAACAGGAUGAAAAUAGAAAAAUGGAGGAGGAGCAAAAAUCAAGAAAAUGCAACAAGAAGAGAAAAGAAAGAAAGAGAAGGAAGAUGAAGCCAGGAAAGAAAAAGAAGAGAAGAAAAUGA
Molecule: messenger RNA, 2089 nt
Organism: Coregonus clupeaformis (lake whitefish)
Lineage: Eukaryota; Metazoa; Chordata; Actinopteri; Salmoniformes; Salmonidae
Product: golgin subfamily A member 6-like protein 22
Exons: 2
Coding region: 110-2089 (659 amino acids)
Molecular function (GO): GTP binding
Source: RefSeq, a predicted model, not a curated record